UGCAGGUUGUAGCUCAACAAAGUGUUGAACUCACCAGGUCAUGGAAAGCCUUUUUACUUGCCUGAGAUGUGCGCGAGCACUCUCGAGUGCCAGUAGAUGUCGGCCGACUUCCAGAGUGGCUCAGCAACUUUCCGGACGCCGCAGCUUUACCUCGAGCGCCUCGUUCUACCAUUCACCUCUGAAAGUUGGUAACGACGCGAACUCAGUUUCCUCUCGAAGCCAUCGACAAACGUCCAGAUCAGUGUCGUCCGCUGCGGUGCCUGCCCAGGAGGAAGAUAAUUUCGAACGCCACAACAUCCCCCCGACUGAUUAUGGAGAGUGGCGAGCCCAUGGUAGAGUCGUGCUCAAGCCAGAUCAAUUAUUUCAUCCCUUCACCAAGUCACCUAUACCGGAGAUCCGACAGAGAGCUCGAUAUAUGAAGCAACAUGCCUUGUGCCCUCACCCCGCCCACCAGCAAACUCGAGUACCUAUUUCCCCCCACGAUCCUGAAGCGAGAAAAGUCGAAGGCGUCAGUUCACAGCCCCCAGCUCACGUCGAGUUUGAGUGUCCGGAUUGUGGCAUCCCUGUGUACUGCUGUGAAGAGCACUGGGCAGAUGACUUUGAAGCUCAUCUCGAGAUAUGCGACACUUUGAAACAAAUCAACGAGGAUGACCAUGAUUUGCGAUCUGGAAGAUGGUUCCCAGAGUUCGAGUACCCGGGGCCGCAGAUAGAUGAAAUAUUGGUCAACAUGACGAGCUGGGACACGUAUCUCUACACCCGACAAUACGAAGCGAUCAAUGAAGACAGGAGUAUGCGGCAGGUUACUAGGUUGUUGACAUAUCCCCUGUCGCUGGGAAGCGUUCUGCAUGAACUCAGCCCAUAUAAUAUCCGCUCCGGGGGACGGCUCACCACGGAAGGGUUGAAGAGUUUGACCGCUUUGCGGUAUACACUCCACCCUCCCAAGACAGGACAGGGAACGAGUAUCAAAGGCUUGAGACUGUCGGCUCCUCCUGUGCGGAUCUUCAUCCUGGGCGCUCGAGCAGAGUCGUCGUUGCCACGUGAAGUUUGGACCCAGCUGUCAUACCUGUUCCCUCAAUCACUCAUCCACCUGGUUUUCAUCGGACCUGAGUCCAUGGCAAAUCGAGACGCGGAGUUUCCACUUCCAGAGAGAACGGCGGUGAACCCCUUCGGAGCUAUAGUGGAAGACCGUGUAUCACCUAAGAUGAAAAUUACGACGUACGUCGAGUAUUUCCACACACUGCACGAAGCAAACCUCUUCUACCCGUACGACCCUUACUUCGACUGCUUCAUGCUGUACCAUCCUGGACUUGGCCACCCAGCUUCUGCCCACGAGUGGGAGAAGACAUUGCCUCAACUACUCGAGACGAAGUGUCCCAUCAUAUGCACAGGCUACACUGAAUGGGAUAUGACACGAGAUUGGCAGUGGGUCAUGGAAAAGUGCGCAGGGGAAGUCGACUUGCUCAUGGAGCCUGGAGAGAAUCGCUUCCGAUCCCUACGAUGGGAUCUGAACGAUCUCGAUCCACAGGAUAUCAGCUGUGGAAAUUGGGGCAUUUGGGCAUUCCGAGGCAAGAGAUAUGAAGCCACUACACGAAACUCGUCGGAAUAGAGCCCGGAAUGUGUACAUAUAGGGAUACCAGCUAUCAACAAGUGAAUGUAUGAUAAAAUGCUUAGACGGACUAGGCACGAUUAUAAGCUCACUAGACACUCGUAUUUAAUCUACUUCGUCCCUCAUUGUUCUCGGUUGUAGGCUGCACUGCCACACUUUGAGGGGACUACAACUGCGUAUUGUACGAAUACGAAGCAAGCGACUACUGCACACUCAUCCUCGUACUCGCAUAAUCCGU
Molecule: messenger RNA, 1844 nt
Organism: Exophiala oligosperma
Lineage: Eukaryota; Fungi; Ascomycota; Eurotiomycetes; Chaetothyriales; Herpotrichiellaceae
Exons: 3
Coding region: 41-1606 (521 amino acids)
Biological process (GO): mitochondrial respiratory chain complex IV assembly
Cellular component (GO): extrinsic component of mitochondrial inner membrane
Source: RefSeq, a predicted model, not a curated record